Molecule: messenger RNA, 866 nt
Organism: Saprolegnia parasitica CBS 223.65
Lineage: Eukaryota; Oomycota; Saprolegniomycetes; Saprolegniales; Saprolegniaceae
Product: TKL protein kinase
Exons: 3
Coding region: 1-816 (271 amino acids)
Biological process (GO): protein phosphorylation
Molecular function (GO): protein kinase activity; ATP binding
Source: RefSeq, a predicted model, not a curated record
AUGGAUGCAUCGGACAUUCUCGUGACCGAGCGCUUGCGGGCGGGCGGGCAAGGUGUCGUCGACCGCGGCCGCUACAAGGGCACGUGUGACGUCGCCGUCAAGUCGGUGCUUUCAACGUCCUCGGUCUCGUCGCUGGAGGACGAAAUCACCGUCUUGACCAAGUGUACCUCGCCUUUCAUCCUGCCGCUGCUCGGCUACGUCAGAGACCCAUAUAUGAUGGUGCUUCCGUUCAUGGACGGCGGCAACCUCCGCGAGUACCUCGACGGCGUCCGUGAAGAGCGACUGCCCGAGAUGUACGCGACCGUCGAGAUUGCAUACGCCAUCGCGUCGGCCCUUGCGCAUUUGCACGCAAAGUCGCUCCUCCACCGGGAUUUGAAGUCGGACAAUAUCCUCCUGAGCCGUCGGCGCUUCGUGCAGGUCGCCGAUCUCGGGUCGGCCCGCGACCACGCGCAGGACACGACGAUGACGCAAGCCGUCGGCACGCUCCUGUGGAUUGCCCCCGAAGUCUUUAACGGCGGGCGCUACGCGUUCUCGGCCGACGUCUUUUCGUUUGGCGUCAUUUUAACCGAACUCGACACGCGUCAGAAGCCGUAUUUUGACGCGCCAUUGCGGGGCUUUCAGCUCACGGACGCGAUUCGCGCGGGCGAUCUGGUGCCGUCUCUGCGCGCCACGUGUCCUGCGUGGUAUCGAUCCCUCGCCCAAGCGUGUUUGCUUCUCGACCCGAGCGCCCGGCCGGCCGCGACCGAGAUCCAGGCCACACUGGCGCUGCAUUUGCCACGCGCCAGCCCUUUGGCUCUUGCACCCUGCACUGCGUAACACCCAACUCGUCGCUUCUUGAACCGUCAACUCAAUGUAUUGUGAUCCGA